Myxocyprinus asiaticus (Chinese sucker) is the source of this 3041-nucleotide messenger RNA. RefSeq names its product sideroflexin-1. The record is from RefSeq and is a predicted model, not a curated record. NCBI's taxonomy places the organism in Eukaryota, Metazoa, Chordata, Actinopteri, Cypriniformes, Catostomidae. Gene Ontology annotation, cellular component: mitochondrial inner membrane. The transcript has 11 exons. Gene Ontology annotation, molecular function: monoatomic ion transmembrane transporter activity. The coding region runs from base 114 to 1082 and encodes 322 amino acids. Gene Ontology annotation, biological process: monoatomic ion transport; serine import into mitochondrion.
CAGUGAUUGUACACUGCAGCGUGCUUCACAUUCAUUCGGCCUCAGUGCGCGAGACAGAUAUCUGCUGUGGAGUGCUGUGAUUGUGUCUGACGGCUCACUGUUGCACUUGUACCAUGGCAGCCGAGCUCUCCUCCUCCAUUAACAUUAAAGAACCUCGAUGGGAUCAGGAAACAUUUGUGGGUCGAGCAAAGCAUUUCUUCACUGUCACUGACCCCAGAAAUAUCCUCCUUUCAAACGAACAACUAGAAAAAGCACGUCAGAUUAUUCAGGAUUACAGAAAAGGGGUGGUAACGCCAGGUCUCACAGAAGAUGAUCUUUGGCGGGCAAAGUAUAUUUUUGACUCUGCGUUCCAUCCGGACACGGGCGAGAAAAUGCUCCUGAUUGGUCGCAUGUCUGCUCAGGUCCCUAUGAACAUGACCAUCACUGGAUGCAUGAUGACGUUCUACAGGACGACUCCAGCUGUUCUGUUUUGGCAGUGGAUCAAUCAGUCUUUUAAUGCAAUAGUCAACUACACCAACAGGAGUGGAGAUGCCCCCAUCACAGUAAACCAACUUGGCACAGCAUAUGUAUCAGCCACCACAGGGGCGGUGGCGACGGCUUUAGGACUAAACGCAUUAGCAAAGCAUGUUUCUCCACUCAUAGGCCGCUUUGUGCCAUUCGCUGCUGUAGCCGCUGCAAACUGUAUCAAUAUUCCUCUGAUGAGACAACGGGAACUCAAACACGGCAUUCCAGUAACAGAUGAGAAUGACAAUCGAUUAGGAGAAUCUUCAAAGGCAGCUCAACAGGCCAUCACACAAGUGGUAGUGUCCAGAAUCCUCAUGGCCUCUCCGGGAAUGGCCAUCCCUCCAUUUUUAAUGAACUCCUUGGAAAAGAAGGCCUUCCUCAAGAGGUUUCCAUGGAUGAGUGCACCCAUUCAAGUUGGCUUGGUUGGAUUUUGCCUUGUGUUUGCAACUCCACUGUGCUGUGCAUUAUUUCCACAAAAGAGCUCAAUGGCGUUGAGUCGCUUGGAACCAGAGUUGCAGGAAAAGAUUCGAGCCAGUCAUCCUGGAGUAGAGAGGGUCUAUUUCAACAAAGGACUGUGAGACAAAAGUCAGUGAAUCUCCACUUUACUGGAACUGUUUCACUCACCAUGAAUCCAGAACAUCUCUUCUGUGUUCCAAAGUUCACCCAUUCCUCUCCAGGACAUCCCAGCUCAGUCAUUUUGGAAGGUGUUUUGACAUUUUCGACUGUUUUAAUUGUUUUUAAACUAAAUGCAUUUUGUCAUAGCUGAUCUGUGCCAGUCUUUUGUCAGACAUGUGUAUGACGGUGCUUAUUAAUUUACAUACGAGUAGUUUGUUUUGAAAUUUGCAAUUGUAAUUGUGCGUGCUGCCACAUUAUUCCAUGUGCCAUUCAAUGUCGUUUUCGGUAAGGAUCAAAGAUGGCAGAUUAUGUUCUUUCUGAUAGUAUUUAUUGCAUUGUUGUAAACAGUAUUUCAUGUAUUAUCUUUUCAUGAGGGUUGCUGUUUAUACAGAACUGCCAAAUUUCAAAUUCAGUUUUAAGAAAAGUCAUGGGACCUCAUUAUGUCAAUAGUGCAAUCAGUUUCAAACAUUGCCAAAUACAGACCUAUGCUGCACAUUUCCUUAGAUGCAGGUUUAAUAAACAGACACUGUAGCAUGGAUUUAAUGAAGAGUUUUAUCUAUUUUACUAUGCUCAGUAUUUCGAGUUCAAUCCCUUAGAUGUUAUAUGAGAUAUGUUGAGUAGUGUGUAUUUUCAUAUAAUUUCUUCUGCCUGCCUACCAUGCAAGAACAAACUUUUUGUAAGUGAAAAUAGUAUGAGGUUAAAGUUCAAAGUGUUGGUAUUGACUGUUCCAAAGUCCACUCCUCUAACAGUUCAAAUGAUGGAAACACCUAUUUUUAUUUUUUUCAGUCUGAACUCAUUAGAGCGAUACUUGAAUAGAAAACAGUACCUGUUAUCCUCCAAGACCAUUUUAUUUUAGCCUCAAAACCUUCUUUUCAUGUACCAUAUUUUCAUCUUCAGUGUUUUAUGUUACUAUCUUUUUUAAGGUAUUCACAUGCAAGUCUACAUAAAAUUAACUAGAACAAUCAAACAAUAUAAUAACUAAUGGAACUGCUUGAUGGUUUCACUGUCUGAGCAUUUCCUUAUAAAUCCAGUCCUGCUGGUUUGCCAAUUCAGUUUUAAAAAAUACGAUUUUUUUUUUUUUUUACUUUAUGUUUAAUGGACAAAGUAUCCAUGUGUUGCUGUUAAUGUGAAACCUAGAAACUGUACUGAGAAAGCAUGACAGCUCCCAUUCCCUGUGUGUUAACCAGAUUGACCUUCAUUGUUGUGAAACUAUGAACGACAUUUCUUGUUCAAGAGCCUCUGAAGGUUUUCCAAUGAUCUUUCAAUUCCAUAGUUGAAGUAUCACACAUCUCUGUGGAAGAUGAUGAAUAGGGAACAUCUUUUGUCAUUUCUAAUGUAUUGAAAAUGAUUUUUGGGACAAUUUUGUAUGGACGGGUCCCUUCUCCCCUAAAUCCAAUGAGUAUGUUAUCACAGAGGCAUCUCAAGGCACAUAGUGCUCAGAUCAGUCCUGUUCUAAUUUGAAUCUGUGAUACUUGUGGAUCUUGAAUCAAUCAAACAUAACUGACUUAGUUGCUCAAGGCAUCACAACAGCAUUGGGGCCAUGAGGAUCUUUAGACAAGAAUACAGCAGAUCUCUUUUUUUAAACACCUUUAGGAGGUAGUUUAGAUUAAUUUUUAAAUUAGAUAUCAAGUAAAAUACUAGAAUACAUUCCCUUGUGUACUGAACACAUCAUAACACUGUUUUAUUCCCUAAUCGCAUUAUAUGAAAUAAAUUAUGCAUCAAGACAUCUGCAUACUUGGAACACGAAAAAAAUGAGAAUACUCGAGAUGGCAGGGGUGAUUUACUGGUCCACUCUUAAAAUGAAUGAGAUGGGUGUAAGGUUUACAAGAUCAAUAAUUUAAAGUGGGUAUUUUUAUUUUACAGUGUGGGGGAUAUUGUACUGUGUAAAUUACCUAAAUAAAAUAAAGAGUAUUACAAAGCAA